AUGGUUCUCUGCGAGAAUGUUAUUUACACCAAGGCUAGCGCCGGACAGCUAUGCAAGGCUAUGGUCCUCAGACUGGUGACGAAUCCCCUCGUCGUCCAGUUUGUUAGAAACGCCGGCUUCGAUGUUGUGUGGGUUGAGAUGGAGCACUCGACCUACUCCAUUACUGAAGCCAGCAUGCUCGCGAGCGCGGCCAUGAUGGCCGGCAUGACGCCCAUUGUUCGCGUGCCGUACCAGUGCGGCAUGGGUUACGUUCAGCAGGUCCUGGACUCUGGGGCCAUGAUGGUCGUCUUCCCGCACAUAGUCUCGGCUGCGGAGGCUAAGGAAGCCGUCAAGAUGUGCAAGUUUCCCCCGUAUGGGAAGCGGUCGCUGUGGCUCCAGCAGGCUGCCGUGGGCCUCCGUACCAUGCCGAUGCAGAUGAUGGCCGACGAGGUCAACUCAAUGGCGUCGGCUGUAGGCGUCAUGAUCGAGGCCGAAGAGAGCAUUAUAAAUGUCGACGCCAUUGCGGCGGUUGAUGGCGUCGACGUUCUCAUAGUCGGCUGCAUCGACCUGUCGAGUGAUAUGGGUAUCCCCGGCCAAAUUGAUGCACCCAAGUUCAAGGCUGCGCUCAAGGCCGUCAGCGUGGCAUGCAAGCGCUACAACAAGGUCUUCGGACUGGCUGGUAACUAUAAGGACCUCGACUUCCAGGACUGGGUCAUUAACACUCUGGGGGUUCGUCUGAUACUGGCUCACGUGGACUCGAACCUCAUCUCGGUCGGGGCGAUGGAAUGUGCAGAGAGGAUAGCCACCAUUGAUCGAACCGUUGUGCAUAACUAG
This is a messenger RNA of Trichoderma harzianum CBS 226.95, 813 nucleotides long. RefSeq lists its product as hypothetical. The transcript has 2 exons. Lineage: Eukaryota; Fungi; Ascomycota; Sordariomycetes; Hypocreales; Hypocreaceae. Bases 1 to 813 code for a protein of 270 amino acids. Gene Ontology annotation, cellular component: cytoplasm. The record is from RefSeq and is a predicted model, not a curated record. Gene Ontology annotation, molecular function: aldehyde-lyase activity.